AAAUGAUUACGCAUCCUGCUGGUUUUAUUGCCGACUUGUUGCAAGGCUUGUAUCAACCACAAUGGGUGAUUAGUAGCCUAAUUAGUCAGUCAUGUAGAUGUAACAAUAACGUUUUCAGUGCGAUUUUGUAAUGGGAACGAAGUGGUUUGUUUAUUUUCCUUCAAUAAACUGUUUCUCCUUGCAUACAACUAAGGGAACAUUUCGGUCGGCCAACAGCCAUUCAUGUUUACAAUUAUAGGAUAGAGGUGAAAUCUGCAGCGUUACCAAACACGCCCAAAUAAACUUGGUGCGGUCAAAUAUUGUCAAAGAAAAUUGUUUAUAUUUCAGGUGAUAAUGUCUCGAGUUCUCAUAGUUGGUGCAGGUUUGACAGGCAGUUUAUGCGCUUGUCUUCUGCGAAGAGAAAUGCCAAACAAAGUUAUUGUGGUCUGGGAUAAAUCGGGAGGAGCAGGAGGAAGGAUGUCCACCAGCAGAAGUCCGUCUGAUGCCUCCUGUAUAGUUGAUCUUGGUGCACAGUACAUUACUGCCACGACAUACUACGCCAAAAUGCAUCAAAACUUCUAUGAAGAGCUGCUGGCCCAUGGUGUUCUGAAGCCUCUGGUUUCCUCUGUGGAAGGGGAGGUGAUGAAGGACGGAGGCCAUAAAAACUAUGUCAGUCCAACAGGAGUGUCCGCCAUCGUCAAACAUUUCCUUAAGCAGUCAGCAGGGGCAGAGGUGUUCUUUGACCACCACGUUACCCACAUCUACCAGAAGGGUGCCAUCUGGGAGGUGUGUCGGAAGGGCGGGGCCCCGGAGCAGUUUGACUCCGUGGUCCUCACUAUGCCAGUACCGCAGAUCCUACAGCUGCAAGGAGACGUGUGCUCCUUGCUAGAGAAGAGUCAGCGGCAGCAGCUUGAGGCGGUGAGCUAUUCGUCGCGCUAUGCACUGGGCCUCUUCUACAAAGCCCAGGAUCACAUCGACGUCCCCUGGGCCGCCAAGUACAUCUCCAAUAAUCCCUGCAUUCGUUUCAUCGCCAUUGACGAUAAAAAGCGCAAUUUAGAAUCCCCUGAGUGCGGUACCUCCAUGGUGGUUCACACCAGUGUUCCCUUUGGUAUCAAACACCUGGAGGAGGCAAAGGAGCAGGUGGAGCCUCUCAUCCUAGAGGAGCUGAACAAGCUGCUGCCCGGCCUGCCACAGCCCGACAGCAUCAAAUGCCAGAAGUGGAGAUACUCGCAGGUGAGGAGAUCGGUGGCCGACUGCCCGGGGCAGAUGACACUGCUGUCCCAGCCUCUGUUGGUGUGUGGGGGCGACGGCUUCACGCAUUCCAAUUUCGACGGCUGUAUCGAGUCUGCCCUGAAGGUGUUUGACGUUCUGAAGCACUCUCUCUGAUGCCGCCUUCUGAAGUUGGGAGUAUAGUGUGGUGGGUUCUAUGUGUACAGCAUGUUAGCCCAGAGAGGGGGGGCAUGAAACUGAUCUGUUCUACAGAUUCCAUCCAUCCACAGAGAUGGGGGGGGGGGGGGGGUAAUGAUCUAUCUCUAAAUGGAUGGAAUCUGUUAAAACAGAUUUGUUUCAUCCACUGAGGUACUUGAUAUGUUGUGUGAUACUACAGUCAACACCAUAUGUAUUUGGACAGCGAAGCUACAAUUUAAAAUGUCUCUUUACUCCAGCAUUUUUGGAUUUGAGCGACAGUACAAAAUGUCACCCUUUUUUUUGAGGAAAUGUUCAUAUAUAUCUGUUUUUACGGUUUAUGUAUCUUGUACCCCUAUUUGAAGAAGGCAUAAGUAUUCGGACAAAUUCACUAACAGUGUAUUAAAGUAGUCAAAAGUUUAGUAUUUGGUCCCAUAUUCCUAGCACACAGUGACUACAUCAAGCUUGUGACUACAAACUUGUUGGAUGCAUUUGCAGUUUGUUUUGGUUGUUUCAGAUAAUGUUUUGACCAAUAGGAACUGAAUGGUGAAUAAUGUGUUGUGUCACUUUUAUUAUAAAUGUGGAUGAAUGCCAUAAUGAAUGGAUAAUUGUGAAUGAAUUGUGAAUAAUGAUGUGAGAAAGUUAGAGGCACAAAGGGCACAAAGGGCACCCCCCCCACCCCCCCAAAAAAACAAAAAAACACCUGUUAUUGGUAAUAGUGUGGUAAUAGUGAGAUGUUAGCAUGUUUUGUUGUAGCCUUUGUAACUUUCUCACUCAUCAUUAUUAAAAAUCCUGAAUGAAUCAUGGCAUUAUCAGGAUUCAUUUAGAACUGUUCAGAAACAUGUGAUCUACUCACUUAGAAAAUGACUCCAGUCACCAUUCAGUUACUAUUGGGCAAAACAUAAACUGCAAAUACAACCACAGAGUUUGUCGUUACAAGCUUGAAUAUGGGACCAAAUACUACUUUAAUACACUAAGUGAAUUUAAGGGGAAGCAGGUAGCCUAGUGGUUAGAGCGUUGGGCCAGUAACACAGUAACCGUAAGGAUGCUGGAUCGAAUCCCCGAGCUGACAAGGUCAAAAUCUGUCAUUCUGUCCCUGAGCAAGGCAGUUAACCCACUGUCCCCCCGGCGGCCAAAGACGUGGAUGUUGAUUAUGGCAGCCACCCGCACCUCUCUGAUUUAGAAGGGUUGGGUUAAAUGCGGAAGACACAUUUCAGUUGAAUGCAUUAAGUUGUACAACUGAUGAGGUAUUCUCCCUUUUCCCUUAUGACUUCUUCAUAUGGGGGGACUCGAUACAUAUAGUGCCUUCAUUUCUAAAUGGUUACAUGGAUAUGUAUGAGAUUACCCUCAGUACAAAAUGUCACCUUUUAUCACCUCAUAUGAAACAUUUAAUCUCAAAUCCAAAAUAAAUGUGUGUUUUUUUAUUUUUUAUGUUUCACUGUCCAAAUACAUUUGGUGUUUAUAUGCUGGAGGAUGAACAGGAGUAUAUGCUGUGUUCAUGUGUAGUUUGAUGCAAAACAGGGGUCUUUAACACACCCCUUGACCUGCUCAUUUAAAAAGGUGUACAAUGAUUCUGUUCUAUUGCCUUGUUCAGGCAAAAUGAAAAACUGUACUUGUAAGUAAUUGUUCUUACUCAGGAUUUCUCUCUAAACACCUUAUUUUGGUUCAGCUUGAAUAAAAAUGUUUUCAAACUAUC
This is a messenger RNA of Oncorhynchus keta (chum salmon), 3079 nucleotides long. RefSeq names its product renalase, FAD-dependent amine oxidase (gene rnls). The transcript is spliced from 7 exons. Lineage: Eukaryota; Metazoa; Chordata; Actinopteri; Salmoniformes; Salmonidae. Bases 334 to 1365 code for a protein of 343 amino acids. Gene Ontology annotation, molecular function: oxidoreductase activity, acting on NAD(P)H. Gene Ontology annotation, cellular component: extracellular region. The record is from RefSeq and is a predicted model, not a curated record.